Messenger RNA from Triticum urartu, 1408 nucleotides. Lineage: Eukaryota; Viridiplantae; Streptophyta; Magnoliopsida; Poales; Poaceae. The record is from RefSeq and is a predicted model, not a curated record.
CCCUCGCCGUCGCCUCCCCCACCCGGCGGCCAUGGACGACCCGCAAGUGAUCCUCGGCGUCUCCAGGAGCCAAGUGUGCGCCAGAAUGGAGCGCAACUGCGUGUACGCCUACAUCCCGGACCCGCCCGUCUCCCCCGCCGCCACCCUCUCGCUAUCUGGCGUCCCCGACGGCGUCGACCGCAUCAGUCGCCUCCCCGAAAGGGUCCUCCGCGACGUCGUCUCCCGCCUCCCCGCCAAGGACGCCGCGCGCACCGCCGCCCUCGCCUCGCGCUGGCGCCCCUCUCUCUUGUCGACAGCCAUCUGCUCCCGGACGGCGACGCGUCCGGGCCGUUCAUCAUCGGCGCUCCCUCUCCCCGCGCCGUCACCGCCGCGGUGUCCAGCGCCCUCGCGGCGCACCCGGGGCCUUUCCGCUGCGUCCACCUCACCUGCAGCACCAUGGACGAGCAUCGAGGCGAGAUGGCGCGCUGGCUCUAGACUAGGCAGCACAUUAUACAUCAACAGACUCGACACCCUCAUCGCCAAAGGGGUCCAAGAACUCGUAUUUGGCAACCGCCCUUGGCCGAUUGACCUGCGCCUCCCGGCCACGCUCUUCAGCUGCGCCUCCCUCACCCGCCUCUGCCUUGGCGUCUUUAGGCUCCCAGACACCGCCGCCGUGCCACGUGGCGCCAGAUUCCCCAACCUCCGGGAGCUCAUCCUCUGCUUGAAUACCAUGGAAGAGCGCGAUCUCACCUUCUUGCUUGAAAGAAGUCCCGUCCUGGGGUUCCUCUUCAUCAUGGGAAACCAGGCCGGCGGAGUGCGCCUCCGCCUUCAGCCACAGCCUGCAGUGCUUUCUCUGUCCUUGGUUGCAUUGCAGGCUGGGAGCAAGGAGAUCAUUGUCCCUAGUGUCCAGAUUUUGGCGAUAGAGGUGCAGUUCGGUGUCCGAAAUGUUGUCAAGAAAGUUCCUGGCUUUCUCAGAUGCUUCCCUAAGGUGGAGACGCUCCAUGUCCAGUCCCGCCGCAUAUGUGAAGAGUCCACUGGCAAGGUCAAUCUCAGGUUCUGGCAGGAAGGCGGUCCCAUCAAAUGCAUCAUGGAGAGCAUGAAGAAGGUGUUCUUUUACGAGUUCAGAGGGACGAGAAGCGAGGUUACUUUCCUCAAGUUUGUCGCGGAGAGAGCUCGGGUGCUGGAGCAGAUGGUGGUUGUGGUGACCAGGGAAUGUUUCUCCUCGGGGGAUGAUAAUGUGAGCGCCAAGCUCAAGCCUCUGAUCAGCGCAAAAUGUAACAACAAAGGUUGCAAACUAGAACUCUUCAAGAGUUCGCUCGAUGACGGGGGAACUAGAGUUUACAGCCACAAGCUAGCUUCUGAUUUUCAGUUUGCAGACCCUUUUGACCUCAAGUACUACCACACAGAACAAAGGAUCUUUGCGAGUUAA